Messenger RNA from Cephus cinctus (wheat stem sawfly), 1265 nucleotides. RefSeq lists its product as uncharacterized. Gene Ontology annotation, cellular component: mitochondrion. The transcript is spliced from 7 exons. Bases 48 to 1079 code for a protein of 343 amino acids. Lineage: Eukaryota; Metazoa; Arthropoda; Insecta; Hymenoptera; Cephidae. The record is from RefSeq and is a predicted model, not a curated record.
AAUAAAGGUUGAUACAUAGAAUUUAUGUUUCCUUAAAUUCUCACCUUAUGGCACUACGAUCGUUAGCCCAUGACGUUAUCACCUUAAGCUACAGUGACAUCAUAUUCCUAAUAAUUAAGAACACUAAGCUGGUGCUGCCCGGUCGUGAGUACCUGUCAGAAACUCAACCGACGAAGUUGUGCUCAAUGUCGGUGUCCACUUUUUACCUGAACGUACCAGCAGUACGUUCACAUCUUCGACUUGCCGGAAGGAAACUGUUGCGUUUCUACCAGCAAAAAUGCUCCAAGCCGUACCUGGAGUAUGGCACCACACAGAAGAUUUAUUUUCACGGUCAGGAACACUGCAGAAGAUACAUUUCCACGAAUGUAACGAUGUCUUCUGCCAAAGACUCUGGAAGUGCUGGCAUUUUGUCUAAGCAGGGGGCCAAGGAACUUGCGAUUAGACUUACCACCCAGGAACGCGAAGUACUCAUAUUAGCAUUGCAGGAAUGCCAGUCACAGCAGACCAAAACGGAGUAUGAAGGUCACUUAGCGGCGUUUCGAUGGCGGAGUAAAUUUGGCCGACCAGCCAGAGUACCAUCCCUUGGAGAUGUGGAUCCUACAGGAAGCUAUUGCGCCGUUCCGGACGAUUGGCUUCUUCGCAAGUACGUUGAAACAGUUCCACAACCAACACGCAGUGACUUGAUACGAGUAUCACUAGCAAAUGCAAUUCCAUUCGUUGGUUUUGGCUUCCUCGACAAUUCCAUCAUGAUCAUUGCCGGUGAUCAAAUCGAAUCAAGUUUGGGAGCCUUUAUAACACUAUCCACAAUGGCAGCAGCAGCUUUUGGUAAUACAAUUUCUGAUAUCCUGGGUAUCGGAUCUGCUUUCUACGUUGAAAUGCUCGCUCAGAAGAUUGGAUUUCAGCCACCAAAAUUGACACCUAUACAAUUGGACCUGCCAAAGUCGAGACGUGCUGCCAAUUUGGGCCGAGUACUGGGUGUAACUCUUGGCUGUUUACUAGGUAUGACACCACUACUUAUUCUUCACCAGGAUAGUAAGGACAAAGAUAAGGACUCACACGAUUCUGAGGACAAGAAAUAAGACAGUAAUACAAUUAUAUCUUUGUAAAAUCAAGAUGGGCCGAUCAUCUACCUUGUGAGAAAAAAUUUCAACACUUGAAAUUAAACUAAAGCAAUUAAAUGUCGCCGUAAAUAUGUGUAUAGAUGUAUCUUCUCGAUGUAUGUAUGUAUAUAGGCUUCCGAUAUUAAACUGUUAUUUUAGCGUCGA